AUGGAAAAUGCCUCUGCGCUCGCGGCCAAGCUGGGAGACAUGAAGCACAUCAGAAAGGGCCUCGAGCUGGCUAAGGUCGCCCAGCAGUACGCCCAGCAACAAGGCGUCCCUCUCCCGAGUCUAUCCGGCAAAGAGCAGACGAUGGACGACACGAUGCCCGGAGCUUUCGGCAGGACGCAAAGCCGCGGAGGCUUGGACGGCUUGCUGGAGCGCGCGUCUUCCGUGCUAGGCGCCGGGAACGGUGGCGGUGGCGGCGGCGGCAGCGGCGGCUUCGGCAACCAGGGUGGCUUCGGCAACCAGGGCGGCUUCGGCCAGUACCCCCCGGCGUACGGCGUCAUGGACCCGCCGCAGUUCGGCUUCAGCGGCGCCAUGACGACCCAGGGGCAGCAGGGCUUCGGAGGGCAAGCCUACGGGAGCGGGCAGCAGGGGUGGGGUCAACAGCCACAGCAGCAAUUCGGCAACAACGGAGGCUUCGCGAAUCAGAUGUCGACGCAGCAGUCCGGGUUCGGCUCCUCGGGGUUCGGGCAGAACGGGCAACGGGGGGCCGGCGGAGGGGAAUACUGGAACUCGGCGGGGGUCCUGGCCGGGGCCGGCCUGGCGGGGGCCGGCCUGGGGGCCGGCCUCGCCUCGACGUACAACAGCGCGUUCGGGAACGGGGGAGGUGGUGGCUAUGCGGGCAUCAGACAAGGCUACGGGAACCCCGGGGGCGCCUACGGCGGGCCGGCGCUACCCCCGCCGCCCGGGAAGGGGAAGAAGAAGGGUGGCGGGGGCAAGAACAAGGGGGGGGGCGCCGUUACCGAUCAGCCGCCGCCGGGGCCCGCCCCGGUGGAGGGGUGGCUUGCCAUGCCGGUCGGGUACGAGCUUCCCGAGGGCAUCCCCAAGGGUUUGGAGAUUCUGGCGAUGGUGGACGGGUUGAUGGUGCACCAGGAGGUGGAGACGUUGGAAGCUAUCGCCAACGCAGUGGGGAUCGGAUACGAGGGCAACAACCAGUACAAGAUCAGCAAUCGGGCGGGAGUGCACGUGUACCAAGCAGUGGAGGACACGGGCUUCUGCUGGCGCUGCUGCUGCACGCAGCUCCGGCCCGUACACAUGAAGGUGUACGACCAGACAGGGAGUCAGGUCCUGGCCUUCCAGCGACACUUCCGGCUCUUCCCGUGCGCCUGGUUCGAACCGUGCCGCGAAAACGUGACGGUAUUCCACGGGCCCAAGGAGGACGGGAAGGUUUUCGGGAGGGUCACGCAGUCGUGCUGGGGGGGCUGCUGCACGCCCAAGCUCAACUUCUUCACCCGAAAAGGGGCCGGGGAGUUGUUCGUCAGGGGCCCGGGCUUCUUGGGGGAUUGUUGGGGGGGGGGUUUGGAUGUGCUCACGGACACCAAAAAGAGGCGGGUGGGGGAGGUGAAGAAGCUAGCCCCGAGCAGCCUGGCCGACAUAGCGAAGGAAAUCGCCACGGACGCCGACAAGUUCACCAUCAGCUUCCCACAAGAUCUCAAGGUGGAGACAAAGGCGACUGCCCUGGUGUCGCUGCUGCUGGUCGACCUCCUCUUUUUCGAGAUGGGUGGGAACACCAACCGAAACAUCGACGGCACGUGUACGGUCGACCUGUGUGUCAUGUUCUGUUGCGGCUGCCCCUUGCCGUGCCGAGUUACCGUCAACGGCAUCGGGGGCCCCGACGGUAUUGUGGGAAAGGGGGGUGCACCCGUCGCGGACGAGAUCGUUCGCUGACGACCGCCUUUUUUGUUUCCCCUUAUCUUGACGUCACGUAGUAAUAGACCACCCUCCCUUUCGCGGGAAAAGGGAGCGUUCCAGAGCACAGCGUUUGCUGUCUUCACUCAACCUCCAAGUCCCAGUUUGUUCUCUUCACCCGCUCUAGCUUUGCGUGAGGGGGUGGAAGGUUUGCUUUUUGUUCUGUGCGUUGCUCUGCGAUGAUGCCCUUCCUUGCCUUGACGUGGUGGGCUGGCGCGCAGCGUUUGCUGUGGUUGUUGUUUGGUCCGGCCGUGUGCCGGCCGACCCGCCCGUGUACGUGGGCUCUCUCGCACACGCCUGGCUUCGUUCGCGUUCAUGCGUUUUCAUGUGGAGGGGAAACAACCGCUACGCGCUAAGAAGCAUGCAUGCAAUUGAUUGCUCCCCUCUGUCUGUUUCGUUUUGCGGUCGUUGUCUUUUGGGUACAUGUUUGGGUGCGUGUUUCGAUGGACUUGGAGGGGGAGCUUGGAUUUGUUAUAGGCAAGAGCCACACACGGAAUACUAGUUGAAAUCGCGCUCGAGUCAAUUGGCUACGUUGAUGAAUGUCCGGGUAACACGGGUUACCUUUGGGAGAGCUAGGGGCCACGGUUUGGCUGUAGUAAGCGGCUAUUUGUUCGUUUGUUGAUCGCAGAAUGCUACAGAAUUAUGCUUCGUUAUGAGGGAGCGGCAGCCCUAUCCUACCCUAGCGCAAGCAAGCAUUCCAGGCCUUUCGCCCGGCGGGUUAUGUGUUGCCCGUCUGGAGUUCAAUAUGCAUGAGUUGUUAUUGGGGCGUUGAACGCCAAGCCAACAACACUAGUUUAUGCUUUCUUUGUCAGGAGGCGGGUACCGGUUCCAACACAAUAAUAGUACAAUUGAGUAGUAUUCAAAGGGCCCCACAAGCGGCCGGCUGGCUCCAUGGCAACCCAGCCCCAAGGCUUGUUUUUUGGCGGUGUAAGCGCUCGAAAUCUCGCCUCAACACGGUUGUUGUUGCUGGCGACGUUGUGGUUUUUUCUAUCUCACUUCUAUAGGGAGGAGGGGCGGGCGGCGGAGGGGACAAAGCGUUGCGUUGUUGUCCUUGCCUGCUGCGCGCGGGGAAGGCAGAUUAAAUAUGAUAGCACUUGGCAUUCUGUGCUGCAAUGCAAGUUGGAAGCGGCGGGGGAGCGGCGGGCACCGUCGCCGGGCUCUGUGGCAUGAUUUGAUUGGCUUGAGUUGUUUGUGAAUGUAGAACACGCCGCAGUGAUCAGUAGAGUGCGAGGUAUCUCGAGCUCAUCGCUCCACGCGGGGUUCAACUCUGGUUGAUGCCUACUUGGCGUGGGGUCGGUGGUAAGCUGCUCUCUUGGUGAUUGAUGUUCAGGCUGCUGUGUAUGUUUGGUGUUUUGUUUAGUGUUGGAUGGGUUUUCGGUCGGGUGUAUGGCGGCGA
This is a messenger RNA of Ectocarpus siliculosus, 3139 nucleotides long. The record is from the annotation of a GenBank genome assembly. NCBI's taxonomy places the organism in Eukaryota, Phaeophyceae, Ectocarpales, Ectocarpaceae.